AUGAUCUUCAUUUCGCCGGAAAUCUUUGAGACAUUGUGUGUUCCUAUCCUUGCACUUUCUGCAGGUGCGAUUUUGCAGCAGAGCCCGCGGUCGCAAUCCGCAGGUUUGUUGGUUUCCUUCUUCGGUGCCCAGACGGCCAUGAAUCUCUUCAUGAAGCAGGUAUUUUCGAAUUACAAGUUGCCCGGCGGACUCCAAGGCGUGCCGGCACCUUUCGCGAUCACGGCCAUACAGCAAAUUACAAGCUUCCUCGUCCUUUCACUUGGCCUGCAAGCCGCUCGGUGCUUCGGUCACCAUGCAAACUGCCAGAUGCUGCGAACUCGCAAAGAGGUCAGCUGUGUGCUUUUGUUGGCGGUGGCAUUUGUUUGCAACAUUGGCCUCAACAACCUGAGCUUGUCUAUUCUGGACAUUUCUGUCCACCUCAUCAUUCGCACCGCGGGUGCCUUAGUGAAUCUUGCCAUCGAGUUUGUGGCGCAGCCGGUCUUGACCAACAUCACGGGCGAGGAGGCGAAGUGGCCCCAAGUAAACGGCCGGGACUUGCUGCUGACUCUGUUGGGUACCUUCUUCGCAGGCCUUGUAGUUUGCAGCAAGCUCACCAGCUUCUCUUCGUCGGGCUCUGCUUGGACCUACUACGUUGGCAUCGGGGUGUGUUGCCUGUCGAUGAUCGCUUCGGGCAUCGAACUCAUCGUUGUGAGGACCCUCAGCACCCAGUUGAAGAUGAACGCCUUGGAGGCCAUUCUGAACAUGUCCUUGCCGGCAUCCCUGCUACUUCUGCUGCCGGUGUUCUUCUUCCGACACUCGGUCUCCUGGCCAGGUUCCUCUGCUAUGACCGAUUGGCAGGUUCUGCAGCAGGUCUGGCAGACCAGCAAGCUAGGCAUUGGUCUUGGUGUGCUUUCUGGGAUCUUCGCGACACUGUACAAUGUUAUGUUGUAUACCCUGAGUUCAAAGUUUCAGUCCCAUGUGAUCUCCAUGGCCGGCAACUUCAACAAGAUCGCACUGAUGUUCCUGUCCAUCUACCUCGGCUUGGAAUACCUGCCAAAAAGACCAUGGUCCGAGGUGAUGAUUGCUGGAAUUGUUGGCAAUGGGCUUGCCUUCAUGAUCAUGGGUCUUCUGAAGGCAAGGGAGGUUCCAGUGCCAAAGGCGGAGGCUGUGCCAGAAGUCACCGUCGCCAAGACCAACCAGGCUCUGGUGCAGAGGAAUGACAGCACCGACAGCACGGACAACAGCAAGGUGGACAAUGGUAAAGGGAACGCCCAAUGA
Messenger RNA from Symbiodinium sp. CCMP2592, 1257 nucleotides. Lineage: Eukaryota; Dinophyceae; Suessiales; Symbiodiniaceae. The record is from the annotation of a GenBank genome assembly.